Messenger RNA from Lachnellula hyalina, 3546 nucleotides. RefSeq names its product Topoisomerase 1-associated factor (gene TOF1). The record is from RefSeq and is a predicted model, not a curated record. Bases 1 to 3546 code for a protein of 1181 amino acids. Gene Ontology annotation, cellular component: replication fork protection complex. Lineage: Eukaryota; Fungi; Ascomycota; Leotiomycetes; Helotiales; Lachnaceae. Gene Ontology annotation, biological process: DNA replication checkpoint signaling; DNA repair; replication fork arrest. The transcript is spliced from 3 exons. Gene Ontology annotation, molecular function: DNA binding.
AUGGAACUCGCAGACGGCAAAAGAGACGUUGUCGACCCCGAGGUGCGGGCGUAUGUAUCAAGUCUUGUUACUGCACUUGGAGGAAGCGGUGCCGACGAAGAUGGUCGAUAUGUACUCGGAGACGAUGCUUUGGCUUGUCUUCGAGAUCUCAAGAGAUGGCUGAAACUUUACGACGAGAAAGCGAAUCGAUUGGACGUGGCAAGGUGUCUAGCAGAGUCAAAUCUCGUGGGAGGAGACUUGCUACAGAUUCUGGCAGCUUGGCCGGAAAAUGCUACGGAUGAUCGAUUGAAGUCGAAGAUAGCCCUGGCGUGUCUGGAACUUUUGGUGCCUCUGACAUGGCCUCUCGGCAAGGAUCCAAAGGAGAUGACCGUCAAUCACCACCGACAUGUUCCCUACCUCGAAACCGCGCAGCUGGGAUACAAACGUUCAAUCAUCAAUUUCGACGGAGCCAGAAUACUUCAUACUGCGAUACGAUGUGCUCUGCCCUCGAUGGCUGUAGAUAUGGGUGACCGGAGUACACGAGAUGAAGGCAUUAUCAAGCUUCUACUCUAUUUCAUACGGAAUAUUGCUAUGAUUGCUCCGCCUCCAAAUGUCCAAUACGAAGGAGACGAAGCAGAAAUCUCGAGAUCCGCCACAAUUGAUGCCUUUGACUACCAGGAUGUUUUUCACCUACUCUUAACCGUGUCAUCCACAAUUGGGGAAGACUACAAUAUGCAGGAUGUUGUGGUACUGGAUAUACUUUUUCACCUGAUCAAAGGGGUAGACAUUGAGAAACUCUUUCUCGAUGAAAAGGCAGCCGACAACAGCAAGAUGGAUGAACUAGUACGUCUACGGAAGAAGGAGGCAGCAAUGCUACGAAGCUAUCAGACAAAUGCCCCAACGAGGCACAAUCGAUUUGGUGCUAUGGCCUGGCUACAGCGAGAGGACGCAAAGAUGACGACGAUCUCAGGCCAGGCUGCUGUAACGGACUCUUCGAGGGGUUUGGCCAAAAUGGAUGCAACCAAAAAGUUCAAGCCUCCACGCCGAGCCCUGAAAGGAGACAACGGGCCUAUGGAUUUUGACACCCCUGUCCAUCUCAGUGUGCAGGCGACUAAGCAUCUCCGUGAAUUUGUUGAGGAAUUUCUGGAUUCGGGCUUCAACCCUCUUUUCAACCACAUACGCAAAGCGAUUGACCGAGAAGCAGAGCGAGUUCUUGAGUACCAUCCGCGACAGUUUUUCUACUUGAUCUCCUGGUUUCUUGAGGCUGAGCGAGUCAGGAGAAGGAACAAAAAACCUUCCAAGGUUCAACAGAGUGCUGUCUCGGAAGAAGUGGACAGCUACUCCCUCGUCGCCAGUGUUUUGAACCAGGAGAUGUUUGUUACGUUGAACAGAGCCAUGGACUACACAUUUGAGCACAAGUCAUGGCAGGAUCUUAGCGCGGCUAUGAAGUGCUUCACUCAAAUUCUCCUCACUGUUCAAGACAUGUUGGAAUCACCUCUUGAAGACGACCAAGAAAUUGCCGAAAACAUUCUCAAUCGAAUAUUCUACGAAGAAACGACGCAUGAUAGAGUAGCCAACAUCACGCGUACCUACAAAGACCAGGGAUUUGGAUAUCUGGACUCUUGCACCGAACUCUCUCACCACUACCUUCGUAUUCUUGAGCAAUAUUCAAAACAAAAUGUGGACCUUCAAGUCAGAUCACGGCGCAGGGUGCGGCGAAAGAAGAAGGCUGCUAGAGCUGCUGGACAAGAUGAAGCUGAUGACGAUAUUGUGGAUGAAUCGGAGGGCGAGGAUACAACCAGAGCUGAACGCACUUCACACGAGCGGAAAUUCGAGUUCAAGCGCUUUGCUGCGCGCUUUUUGUCUCAGGGAUGCGUCGAUACUUUCGUUACCUUCACAGCCUACUACAACGACUUGAAGUCUUCACAGCUGAAAAGGGCACAUCGAUUCUUUUACCGAGUUGCGUUCAAGCAGGAGAUGAGUGUAAUGCUGUUCCGGGUCGACAUCAUUGCGCUUUUAUACAAGAUGAUCAAGGGUCCCGAAGGCUUAGACCCACAAUCCAGCAGUUACAAGGAAUGGGAUGAAUUCGUGAAGCAGAUUUUGAAGAAGUGUACGAGGAAGAUUCAGGAGCGACCUGAAUUGGUUGUCGAAAUGCUCUUUUCGAAAAUCAACAGUACUGCACAUUAUCUUGAGUACGGAUAUGAGAAGCAAACAGUGACGACGAAACCUCGCGCAGCGGCCGAGCUGGAAGUUAAGGGAGCUAAAGAAUGGGAAGAGCAAAUUGCCAUUGUUGUUGGUGCCCUGCUAGACAAAAAUGAGGCCGACCAUUUACAAUGGGUCAAAUCACAACUUUCCUCGGCUGAAAGCGAGCGAAGAAGCUGGGAAGGAGCGAAUGCUGCAUUGCCAUCAGUUGAGGAUGACCCGUUUGCAGAGCCUGACGAGACACCAGCAGUGCAGGUAGAGCCGCUUAAGGCUCCUCCAAUCCUGAUAAAACCUGGCGAUGAUGCUCGCAAGCUUGCCAUGUUCAAGAAUGGGCAUCUUCGACUUCUCAUGACUCUGGUCAGUUUUCAAGUCAUUGGAGUAGCUGAUGACCCCGAUGCGUCAUGGAUUAUCCCCUCCGACCAGUCAGCGGACCAGUUGAAACAAUCGCUAGAUUUGAUUAAGACAUCUGAAUUCUCCCCACCUGUUUUCGACGAUGGCCAAGAAGCAGGAGAUUUCAUUAGACGCAAAUCUGCAGGCACAGCAGGUAGGAAAAAGGCCACUUUUGACGACGAUGAUGGAAUCGAUGAUGAAGACGAUGAGGAUCUCUUGUUCCCUGCAGGAGGACCAACCCCAAUGAAUAAGUCCGAUGCUUUGAAAGAACUCAAGAAGAACCGUCGGCGUAGAAGAAAGGAGGGCACAGAAGACGCCGAAAGCCGCGGCUUAACAGAUGAACAGAUUCAGGCACGCGCCGAAGCUCGACGGCUAAAAGAGCUAGAGAAGAACCGGAAAAUCAAGAGCGCCCUCUUUGUGACGGCGAGUGAUGAUGAAUCUGAUGGAGAUAACGAUGCAGAGUUCUUUGCUCAAGAGAAGGAGAGACAGGCAGUUAAGAUCAAAACCAUGAAAGAGCUGCUAGGUGUUGGCCCAGACAAGCCUAGGAAGAGGCUUUCAAGUGCUAUGUCGGGGGAGAGCGACGAUGAUGAUAUUCUGAUGAGUGCGGCUGCGCUCCCGAGCAAAAAGCGGCGGUCGAGUGUUAUUCCGGUAGAUAGUGAUGACGAUGAUGAUCUUCUUACCAACCGUGGACGAUCUUCAUCUACGGCGAAAGAUGUGGGAUCUGAGGAUGAUGCCACGGAUACACCGUUGUCGAGUCCACAUAUCCGGUCAUCUCAAAUGAAGAAACGAAAAGUUGUGCGUGAUGAGGAGGAUAAAGAGAAUUCGGUACCUGAAAAUUCAGCUGCUUCUGCUUCAACGAAGUCCACGGCAAUGGUAUUAGACGAGGACGAUGAGGAUGAAGAAGUGCCUGUAGUUCGACAAGUAAGGCAGAGAGUCCGGGCAGGUUUUAUUGUGGAUAGCAGUGAUGAGGAAUAA